AUCAUUUCAUCCAUCAGAGUUAAUAAAGAAAGAAAAGCAGAACCCACCCAGUCUGUAAGCAACCCACACCAGCCCCUCAGCUUUGCUCUGACCGCAGAAGAGCUGCAUCAGGGCAAGGAAGAAGGAUGAGAGCGGAAUUGAUCUUGUUGCCCUCCUUGAGGAUGUGAUUCUGGACAAAUUGAGCAGACUCCGGAGUUCUGCACAGACACAUUAUAGAGCUUAUCAGUAAAUCUGACCCCUGGCAACCGUGACAUGGGAAUAGUGAGACUCUUGAUCAGUGAGGAGAGAAGCCCUCAAGGUGCAUUUGGCUCCGUGUCAGUAGUUUUUGUUCCAUGGGAUUUCCUCCGCCCUUCGCAUUAGAACUGAUGUGGAGUGAAGUGUUUCUAAUAUGAACUUUCGCUUUGGGAUCUGGUUUGCGGUUCCACUGAUCUUGUUCUGGGAAACCCCAGAAGUCACUUCUUCGUGGUGGUACAUGGGGGCGGUGGGCUCGUCGCGGGUGAUGUGUGACAACGUGCCGGGCUUGGUGAGCCGGCAGCGGCAGCUGUGCCAGCGGCACCCCGAGGCCAUGCGCUCCAUCGGGCUGGGCGUGGCGGAGUGGACGGCGGAGUGUCAGCACCAGUUCCGCCAGCACCGCUGGAACUGCAACACCCUGCACCGGGACCGGAGCCUCUUCGGCAGGGUCCUGCUGCGCAGUAGCCGGGAGUCUGCCUUUGUGUAUGCCAUCUCCUCUGCUGGAGUUGUAUUUGCUAUCACAAGGGCAUGCAGUCAAGGAGAAUUAAAAUCAUGCUCCUGUGAUCCGAAGAAGAAAGGGUCUGCCAAGGACAACAAGGGCCACUUUGAUUGGGGUGGUUGCAGCGAUAACGUUGACUAUGGUGUCAAAUUUGCCAGAGCAUUUGUGGAUGCCAAAGAAAGGAAGGGAAAAGAUGCCAGAGCACUAAUGAACCUUCACAACAACAGAGCUGGAAGAAAGGCUGUGAAGCGUUUUUUGAAACAGGAGUGCAAAUGUCAUGGCGUGAGUGGAUCAUGUACUCUGAGAACCUGCUGGCUGGCCAUGGCAGACUUUAGGAAAACAGGAGAUUAUCUAUGGAGGAAAUACAAUGGAGCGAUUCAGGUGGUCAUGAAUCAAGAUGGCACUGGUUUCACUGUGGCUAACAAGAGAUUUAAGAAGCCCACCAAGAAUGACCUGGUAUACUUUGAGAGCUCGCCAGACUACUGUAUCAGAGACAGGGAUGUAGGCUCCCUCGGGACAGCUGGACGGGUUUGUAACCAAACCUCCCGCGGUAUGGACAGCUGUGAGGUGAUGUGCUGUGGAAGAGGUUACGACACUUCACGGAUCAGCCGGAUGACAAAAUGCGAAUGUAAAUUCCACUGGUGCUGCGCUGUGCGCUGUCGAGACUGCCUGGAGGAGGUGGACGUACACACAUGCAAAGCACCGAAAAGUGCUGGAUGGAUAGCUCGAACAUGACUACGUGGGGAGACUGGCAUUCAAAUGCUGAACCUUUCAGUUUCAUGCAGGGAGUAUGUCUA
This is a messenger RNA of Malaclemys terrapin pileata, 1527 nucleotides long. RefSeq names its product Wnt family member 2 (gene WNT2). Gene Ontology annotation, biological process: cell fate commitment; multicellular organism development; canonical Wnt signaling pathway. Gene Ontology annotation, cellular component: extracellular region. The transcript is spliced from 5 exons. The record is from RefSeq and is a predicted model, not a curated record. NCBI's taxonomy places the organism in Eukaryota, Metazoa, Chordata, Testudines, Emydidae. Gene Ontology annotation, molecular function: cytokine activity; frizzled binding. The coding region runs from base 389 to 1465 and encodes 358 amino acids.